CAUUUUUUGGGUAGGUAUAUGCGUGCUUUGUCACACUUUCCUGAUAGUCACACUUUACUGAUAGUCACACUUUACUGAUGGUCAUACUUGCGGAAUCUGGAUUACUAUUCAAAGUUUCAGGACAAACUACCACCUAAAAGGCCUGAAAGCUACUAGACAGGUUGAUAUCAAGAUGGGGAUUGGGCAGUCUGUUACAAUAACACAACCAGAGGCAGACCACAAUGUAAAACAGGGCAAAAAAGAUGAAGCAAAUGGCCACGCCAUGUCUGGUUUGGAUUUGACCGACACUGUAACCUGUAAGGCAUCAGUGCAGCAGAACAUCGAACCUCCUCCUGUAACUGUCACGGUCAAGCCAACACCAGCAUCGGUAGAAGCUAACGACAUCCAAGUAAAAAUGCCAACUGUGUCCGUAGAAACAGCUGGUAAUAAAGUCAGUGCUGUAACUGUAUCAGCUGAGCAAAAAAAUCCACCAGCGUUGAGCACAACUGGUAAAGACACAUCUAAACAAGUGGGGACUCCUAACAUGUUCGACAAGAUGUUUAAAAAAAAGCCUGGGCCACUUUCUUCUGAAAUUGAGGCUAACGUGGCUGCUGAAGUGGCAAUCGUCCCUGAAGUACACCCUGAGAACCAGAAGUCUAAGCCAACACCAGCAUCAGUUGAAAUUAAUGGCAUCCAAGUAAAAGCUCCAGCUGUGUCUCUGGAAAAAUCAGGUUUCCAAUUGAAUGGUGUAACUGUAUCAGCAGAGUCCAUUACACCAGCCAAAGACACACCUAAACAAGCGGGGACUCCCAAUGUGUUUAAUAAGAUGUUUAAAAAGAAGUCGGGGCUACCUUCUCUUGAAACUGAGGCUAACGUGUCUGCUGAACUACAGACUGACAGCCAGAUACCUAAGCCAACACCAGCAUCAGUAGACAUUAAUGGCAUCCAAGUAAAAGCUCCAACUGUGUCUGUGGAAACAUCUGGUAUCCAAGUCAGUGGUGUAACUGUAUCAGCAAAGUCCAGUACACCAGCCAAAGACACACCUAAACAAGCAGGGACUCCAAACGUGUUUAAUAAGAUGUUUAAGAAGAAGUCUGGGCUACUGUCUCUUGAAACUGAGGCUAACGUGUCUGCUGAUCUACAGACCGACUGCCAGAUAUCUGUAAAAGCCAACACCAGCAUCAGUAGACAUUAA
Messenger RNA from Clarias gariepinus (North African catfish), 1174 nucleotides. RefSeq lists its product as uncharacterized. The transcript is spliced from 7 exons. NCBI's taxonomy places the organism in Eukaryota, Metazoa, Chordata, Actinopteri, Siluriformes, Clariidae. The record is from RefSeq and is a predicted model, not a curated record. Bases 173 to 1174 code for a protein of 333 amino acids.